Molecule: messenger RNA, 657 nt
Organism: Capsella rubella
Lineage: Eukaryota; Viridiplantae; Streptophyta; Magnoliopsida; Brassicales; Brassicaceae
Product: ethylene-responsive transcription factor ERF014
Exons: 1
Coding region: 1-657 (218 amino acids)
Biological process (GO): regulation of DNA-templated transcription
Molecular function (GO): DNA-binding transcription factor activity; DNA binding
Source: RefSeq, a predicted model, not a curated record
AUGGUGAAAACUCUUCAAAAAGCUACAAAGAAAAUGUCACCAUCUCCAUCAUCAUCAUCAUCUUCAUCAACAUCUUCAUCAACUUCAUCAUCAUCAAUAAGGAUGAUGAAGAAGUACAAAGGAGUGAGAAUGAGAAGUUGGGGUUCAUGGGUUUCAGAGAUCAGAGCUCCUAAUCAAAAGACAAGGAUCUGGCUUGGCUCUUACUCAACAGCUGAAGCUGCUGCUAGAGCCUAUGAUGCAGCACUCCUCUGUCUCAAAGGCUCAUCAGCUAAUAACCUCAACUUCCCUGAGAUCUCAACUUCUCUUUACAACAUUAUCAACAAUGGUGAUAGCAACAAUGAUAUGUCACCUAAGUCCAUACAAAGAGUAGCUGCUGCUGCUGCUGCUUCAGACAAAACAGAUCUUUCUUCAUCAUCAUCAGUCUCUACUUCAUCUCCAUUGCUUUCUUCUCCAUCUGAAGAUCUCUAUGAUGUUGUCUCCAUGUCGUCACACUAUGACCAACAAGUAGUCUCCUUGUCUGAAUCAUCUUCAUGGUACAACUGUUUUGAUGGUGAUGAUCAGUUCAUGUUCAUUAAUGGAGUCUCCUCUGCACCAUGUUUACCACUUUCUGAUGAUUUCUUUGAGGAAGGAGAUAUCAGAUUAUGGAACUUCUGUUGA